AUGGAGGUGAAGGAUUUCUUCGAGGAGGAAAUGAGGAAGAACAGAGUAUUCUCGGCAGAAGAACGUGUACGAGUGAGCCAACGGAUGAAGGAGUACUGGCCAAAGAGGAAGGAAGAGAACUUUAGAAAGACUGUGCGGCAUAUCGUGUCGGUGGAUACGACGCCGUACCUUGACCAGAACCCGGGCACCAGUGGACUCCGAAGACCGACGCUGAUAUAUCGCCAGAAAAACUACGCCGAGAACUAUAUAGAAUGCAUCCUGAAGGUCCUCGGCGACACUGUGGUUGGGAGUACUAUAGUCGUGGGAGGUGACGGUAGGUACCUCUGCGAAGAGGUGGCCCAGAAGGUGAUCAGGCAGUGUGCGGCGAAUGGAGUGUACAAGGUGAUCGCGGCACACAACGCGCUGAUGACGACGCCGGCGAUCUCUGCGGUGAUCCGCAAAUACGGCGCGCUGGGCGGCUUCGUACUCACAGCCAGUCACAAUCCUGCCGGCCUGCUUGGCGACUUCGGCAUCAAGUUCAACGGCUCCAACGGCGGUCCGGCGCCGCUUCCCUUCACGAAAACUGUUCACAUCACCUCGCGGCACAUCGAGAGCUACAAGACCCUGAGCAACCUGACUGUCGAUCUCUCGGACAUUGCGACCCACUGGUUCAACGUCGAGGGGCGAGAAUUCCUAGUGCAGGUGAUCGACUCGGUGGAUGACUACGUGCAGCUGGUAAAGGACAUAUUUGAUUUUCCGCAUCUGAGCCGGCUGCUAACGGAAGGUCUUGGAGGAGAGCCUUUCCGCCUGCUCGUGGAUUGCAUGCACGGAUCUAGUGGACCGUACGCGCGCAGAAUAUUCUGCGAUGAAAUGGGCGCGCCACCUGAGACGGUGAUGAACGCGAAGCCGGUGGAGGACUUCGGUAACCACCCGGCGGACCCGAACAUGACGCGCGCCAGCCAGCUGCUGCAGCGCGCGCGGGCCGGCGCCUGCGACCUGGGCGCCGCGCUGGACGGCGACGGCGACCGCUGCCUGCUCGUGGGCCGCGGCGGGCUCUUCGUGCCGCCCGCCGACUCGCUGGCCGUGCUGGCCGCGCACCUCUGCUGCAUCCCCUACUUCUACAGCCGCACCACGCCAGGCUUCGCCAGGAGCAUGCCCACCGCCGCCGCCGUCGACCGCGUCGCCAAGGAGCUCGGCCUCGAGUGCUACGAGAGAGGUGGUGGACAGGUGCCGACAGGCUGGAAGUACUUCGGGAACCUGAUGGACGCGGGCCUGGUGUGCCUGUGCGGCGAGGAGAGCUUCGGCACGGGCUCGGACCACAUCCGCGAGAAGGACGCGCUCUGGGCCGUGCUGGCGUGGCUCUCCGUGGUGGCCGACCUGCGCCUGCACGUCCACCAGAUACUCGCCGACCACUGGAAGCACUUCGGCCGCCACUACUUCCAGAGAUACGACUUCGAGAAGUGCAACCGGGAUAGCUGCAAGCGAAUGAUGUUCGCUCUGGAGCAGUUGGUGGCCAGUGGGACCAUGGUUGGCGAAUGCUUCGGGGACGCCGACUUGAUAGUCGAGGCCGCUGAGAAGUACCGCUACGUCGACCCUAUCGAUGGAACUGUAACCAAAGACCAGGGCAUCUGGGUGCGCUUCGAGGGUGACAGCCGGCUGGUGUUCCGCCUGGGCGGCACCGACAGCUCGGGCAGCACGGUGCGCAUCUACUGCGAGCGCUACGAGCCCGACCCCGAGCGCACCGACCUGGACCCGGCGGAGGUGGUGCAGCCGCUCUACAGGGCCGCCCUCGACGUACUCCGCCUGGAGGAGUUCACCGGCAGGACCGAGCCCGACGUCGUCACCUAA
Molecule: messenger RNA, 1827 nt
Organism: Schistocerca serialis cubense
Lineage: Eukaryota; Metazoa; Arthropoda; Insecta; Orthoptera; Acrididae
Product: phosphoglucomutase-1-like
Exons: 6
Coding region: 1-1827 (608 amino acids)
Biological process (GO): carbohydrate metabolic process
Cellular component (GO): cytosol
Molecular function (GO): phosphoglucomutase activity; magnesium ion binding
Source: RefSeq, a predicted model, not a curated record